CAGUCUUGGGCAGCGCAGUGUUACUUUACGGGUGGCAAACAUGGAUCUGGUCUCUAAGGAUUUAUAUAUUCAAAGUCUUGCUAGUCGGGUGUUUUCUCAGCGACCACAACUGGAGCCAAAGAAGAGACGUUUUGGAAAUUUAAAGGGUGCCGCAAAAGAUAAUGCCGCCACUAAAAAAAACAAGGUGAAAAAGAAAACUCUGAAGUCUCAACAGAACAAAACAACAACCAAUCCUGUGACUCAAAAAACUGAGGAUAAAGCAAGCCCAGAUGAAGUCAAAGUUAAGGCCAAAAAGGGGAAUGCAAAUCUGAAGAAAAAUAAUGUUGAGAUAAAAUUUUCUGGGGUGGAUCUGCUGCGCAAGAGGCUGCAUGAAAAGAUUGAAGAGUCCAGGGGACAGGGUCCACCAAAGGAUGCUUCAUCACCAGAGGUACAAGCCAAGAGGGCAAAGCGAAAACUUGAGCGGGAACGCAAAAAAAGGAAGAGAAAGGAGAUUCAAAUGAAGAAAUUGUCUGAAAAAAGUGAGGUAGAAACAAGACCAGAGAUUAAACAGGAGGGUGAGAUUGUGACACCUAUAAGUAAGAGGAAUGAAACGGGUAUUGUAUUCAACAAAGUGGAAACAGUAGAAGAGGGAUAUGAAGACAAAAUGUUAAAGAAGCAAAAUAAGAGAAAAAGUUUAAAGGGCCAGAUAACGCCACUAACUGGAAAGAACUACAAGCAACUGCUCAGUCGUGUGGAAGCACGUAAAACUAAACUUGAGCAGCUGAAAGAGAAGGAUGCUGACAAGGCACUUGAGAUGGAGAAUAAGAUGAAGUGGACAAAUUUACUAUACAAAGCAGAGGGCAUUAAAAUUAAAGAUGAUGAAAAGAUGCUGCGUGUUGCAUUAAAAAGAAAGGAAAAAAGGAAAACCCAGCGGAAGAAGAAGUGGGAUCAGCGCAGUGAGAACGUGCUGGAGAAGAUGCAGCAUCGACAAGACAAGCGAAAAAAGAACAUUUUAAAGCGCAAGAAAGUCAAAGUAGAGAAGAAGAAGGACAGAGCACGUAAAAGAGGCAGAGUCCUCCCAGAGGACUUGAAAAAGGCUGGCAUUUAGAGAACAUUUGUUAUACAUGUAUGAUUAGCAGUUUGUCAAUAAAUACAGUUUUGUGAAAUCUACUGUAAA
Molecule: messenger RNA, 1156 nt
Organism: Boleophthalmus pectinirostris (great blue-spotted mudskipper)
Lineage: Eukaryota; Metazoa; Chordata; Actinopteri; Gobiiformes; Gobiidae
Gene: surf6
Product: surfeit 6
Exons: 4
Coding region: 41-1087 (348 amino acids)
Biological process (GO): ribosomal large subunit biogenesis; ribosomal small subunit biogenesis
Cellular component (GO): nucleolus
Molecular function (GO): RNA binding; DNA binding
Source: RefSeq, a predicted model, not a curated record